CCUAAACGUCAAAAUUUUUUAACGUCAAAAAAAUGUGCAAUCAAAUAAAUUUUAUACUCUAAGAUAUUUCAAAUUUUUGAAUAUUUUUAAAAAUCCUAUUUAGUUUUAAGGUUAGAAUAAUGUCAGAGUUACCAAGUGAACUGGUGGCCAAGCCACUGGCACUAAUAGGCCUCAGUGGUCUAGACAUUUCAAACUCAAUGCACCGCUCAAUUUGGGAUGCGUUCAGCAGCAACCGUCGUCCUGACGGACCCGCGAUACAAUUCAAGCUCCUGUCACCUCACCACAAGUUUCCAACAGCGAAACCCAAGAGGAAUUCCUACGACUGGUACAUCCCCAAGGGAAUACUAAAGCGCAACUGGAUGAACAAGUACCUCAAUGAAGUCCCAUCAGUCGUGGUUCAUUUUUACGACCUAGACUGGAACGAUCCCAUGUGGAACGAGAAAAAAAUGGAGUGCGCAUCUCGAGUCCAGUCUCUCCGAAGGUCCCUCGAAGGUCGUUCGACAAAAAUAGCCGUCGUUUUAAUCCAAGUCGUCGCUUCACCAGCUUCCGGUGCUGAGGACGUCAUGACAACCGAACGUGCAGCUGCCCUCUGCUCGGCUUGUGAGCUCGCAGCCAAAUCUCUCUACGUUCUACCUCACGGAGAUCAUCUCCAUGGCUACACAUCGAGAUUAGAAAACGCUUUCCACGAAUUGUCUCAGAAUUUUUACCACCAUCAGUAUCGAAUUGUCAAGGGACAUCGUGACCAAUUAAACAAAACCUCCCAUCAGUAUUUAUUUGUCCGGCAUCAGUAUAAAAUGGGAUUUCUCAAUGAAUUCAAACAGGAGAAGAUGAUUGCACUGAAGCAUUACCAGCAUGCGUACAACAAUUUACUAGAAAUCCGCAUGCUGGAUACCAACACUUUUGAAAUAAAGACAAUCGCCAGCUUCAUAAAUUACAAACUCUGCAGGCUGAUGUUCUCUUCAAACCAACCGCGUGAUGCUAUCUCGCAAUUCCGAGCGCACGUCGAUAGAUUCAGAUCGCGAACCGGUCCCGAGAACAUAAUAUUUGAACACCACGCAUGGAUGGCCAGUCAGUAUUCAACAUUCGCUGAGCUGUUUGACGAAGCUAUCAGACAAGGAUUACCACCAGUUCAAACUCAACAUCCUGGUUAUUAUUUCCAGUUAGCAGCCCAGCAUGCAGGACUACGUCAGUCGGCUUGCAAGCAGCUGUGCGACGUCGAGGAACCACCAGCAGAUCAGCUACUAGAUGAAGGGAAGCUCGAGUUCUAUGGCCAGAGACCCUGGAGACCUAGUAAGCACGGCGUGGAACCCGCUGACGUCGCUCGCGAGGACGCGGCAAUCGCGGCGCUGAAGUUCAAAGAAAAAAAUGUCAACCACUCGAUGAUAAUCAUCGGGUUACUAGGGAACGCGAUGUCGCAGUUCAAAUUGUGUCGGUGUCCCAGAAUGCGGCGGCUCCUGGUCGUCCAGAUGGCCGCCGAGUAUUACAACGAACGCGACUAUGGCAAAGUCCUGACUCUACUUAUGCACAUGCUCUGGGAGUACAGGACAGAACAAGAACGUUGGCCAGUUUUGCUUACGGACAUUUUGAAAAAUGCUUUGAGGGCUGCUUAUUUAUCAACGAGCAUUCAGGAUUACAUCACGCUGGCUAUUGAAGCCUUGGGACCAUUUACUACCUUCACAAAAGAACAAAGAGCUGAUAUUUAUAACAACAUUGUGAAAAUAAUUUCACGAAAAAUUCCCGACUGCGAAUUCGAUCUUCCGAGCGACGCCAAAAAAUUAGCGGUCGAUAAAUGGGCCUCGGAACUGAACCGUCCGGACAAUUUUAUUUUUACAAUCGAUGACAAUAAUAUAUCGUCUUUCAUAUGUGUCAAGGCCAGUUUUUCAUCACCGCAGUAUACCGUCGGUGGUUCUGUGAUAGUAAAUAUCUUCGUAAGAAAUUUUUACGAAAGCGAAAUUGAAUUUUCUAAAAUAAUCGUGACGAUUGGAACCGGGGGCUUGAGCUCCGAGUUUCCUGUCAAAGAAACUGCUGAUAAAAAUCUCUGCUUUGCCGCCAAGGAGACAAAAAAAUUCGUCUGCGAGUUUCCAGCAGAUCAGCAACCGGAAACCAGCGAAAUAAAAAUAACCGCAGUGUCACUUUAUUUAGGAAAUGAUGAUAAUUUUUGUAUCGUCAUGAAAUUUUCAGCAGCUGGAAGCGACGCGGCUGUGCUGGACCGGUUUUACCCAGACAUCCAGCAGCUCCGCAAUGGAACUUUCGAAACAAUCAGACCGAUUACUGCUGCUGAAAUAAAACAACCAGAGUCCAGUCUGAAUAUUUCAGUGGAUUCAUCAGCGCCAGCGUUAGUCAGCGAAUGGCUGCCUGUUAAAUUGUCUCUGUCAUGUCACCAAGACAUUAAAGAUAUUAAAAUAAAUCUAAAGCAAAUAAUCGGUGAUAAUUCAAGUGAUCGGACAACUGAAUUAUCACUCGAUAUGUCUGAUAAGCAGAGCGCAAUAACAAUUGAAUUAAAAUCUCUGGAUAAAAGUAAUCCAAUUGAGAAAACAAUUUAUGUAAGAUCUCACCAAGUGAGCACACGAAAUUUCCUGGUGAAGGUAGACUACGCAGCUGACGAUGACAUAAAACGCAGCAAGGAGAUGACGUACUCGUUGCCAAUCGUCAAGCCAUUUGACGUGACAACCCAAUUUUACACCCAACUAUUCGAACCUCUGACGAAAGCUUUCGUCAACGAGCAGUUCAUUGUAAUGCCGCAUGUUGUCUGCACCUCGCCCUGGCCAAUCCUUAUCUUGGACACGUCCGUCGAGCUCGGGAACUCGAUGGCCAGUAAAAGUACUGAGCAGACCAGUGUCCUGAAGGACGUCACCCUAAGAGACGGAGAGACAGCGACGGACAUUUACUGCGUGAUACCCAAAGCUGGAAGCGAGCAGCCGACGUCCACUGGAGUCUACACGAUAAAAUGGAAGCGCGACAACCAGGACCAGGCCAUCGAGACAAGUAUCAGUGUCACGUUGUCUCCAGUCUGGGUCGAAGAUUCUGUCGUUGGACUGGAAGCAAAACUUCCUGCUCAGGGCUGGGUCCAAACUCCUCUCUGUGUUGAAUAUUUUAUCAAAAAUUAUUCGGAUUAUCUUUUCACACUGCGACUUACUAUGGAGGCCAGCGACGCGUUCAUGUUCGCUGGACAAAAACAAGUCGAUAUUUCCGUCAGACCUAAUAAUGAAAAAAAAAUAGAGUGGAUUUUGAGGCCAUUAGUUGCUGGAUUUGUUGCUUUACCAACUUUAUCACUAUCAGUGCCUAUAGAUGAUGAACACAAACUGUUUAAUAAAAAUAGGCUACUUGAACUUUUAGGAAGGUCUUUACCAACUCAUAUUUAUAUUAUGCCAAAAUCACCAACUGCGGAAACGUAAAAAUAUUUAUUUUAAUGUUAAAUAUUAAAUAAACUUUUAAUGUAUGAUAGUAUAAAAUAUAUAUAUACAUAUAUAUGUAUAUGAACUUAUAUGUAUUUGUUAAAUAUGUAAUUAAUUAAUGAAAAAAUAAUUUAAAAUUA
Microplitis demolitor is the source of this 3535-nucleotide messenger RNA. It is a transcript of the gene gry, whose product is annotated as trafficking protein particle complex subunit 11. Lineage: Eukaryota; Metazoa; Arthropoda; Insecta; Hymenoptera; Braconidae. The coding region runs from base 120 to 3395 and encodes 1091 amino acids. The transcript is spliced from 4 exons. Gene Ontology annotation, cellular component: cytoplasm. The record is from RefSeq and is a predicted model, not a curated record.